This is a messenger RNA of Trichobilharzia regenti, 942 nucleotides long. The record is from the annotation of a GenBank genome assembly. NCBI's taxonomy places the organism in Eukaryota, Metazoa, Platyhelminthes, Trematoda, Strigeidida, Schistosomatidae.
AUGAACCGCAUAAAUUCUCUUUAUUAUGGAAUUCUGAUAUCUCAUUUAAAUGGGAGCAUAAAUAAGCACACUGGUCAAUUGUAUUAUCAACCGUGUAGUUUACCCAGGGAUAAAUCGAUGAAUUAUACAAUUUCAUUGGCUAAAAAGAUACUUUCAAGGAAUUCGCCUACAACAUCAAAUUCACAGGAAAAGAAGUGUGAAUAUUCAAUAAAUAAUCAUUAUGUGCUUCGAUUGUGUUUAAAUUCAUCAGAAGAUGGCGUCUACUAUAUGCAAUUGAAUGGUGAUGUGAAAUUCAAAAAUGGAUUACCAGUUGGAAGGUAUUUUUUCCUCACUUCGAAUGCUACCAACAUUCUACCACAAAAACCAAAACAAACCUUUUAUCCUACAGAUAUAUCAAGUAUAGCCACUCAACCAUCAAAUUGUACACUACAUCAAGUGUAUAUAAGUUUAUCGAUUCAUAUUAAUCCACAUAAUUAUUGGAUAUAUACAAUACCGCUGGCGUGUAAUCUUACGGAUAACAUAUCAUUUAUGCUAGAUCAUAUCAACAAUAUGACAAACUACUGUGAAUUUCCAGAGUAUGCUGUAUCACCGAGAAUUCGACAAACCUAUAAACCAAUCCACUGUCAAACAACUCAUGGUAUGCAUACCCUAGAAUUGACUAUACCAGCUUAUCAUCGUCGUGAUUAUCCAAGAUAUUAUUUAGUUUUAAUCUAUGCCUCAAAUGUAGAUGAUAUAACCGGGAAUUAUAAACAACUUUUUGUACGUCAGAUAUUGGACACAUGUAAUAUUAUUUCGAGCGGUUGUUAUCCUAAAGCCUUAUCAAAUUGUCGUCAAAAUUUUCCAUCACAUCUACCUCCAACCUUUGAUCCACUGAUGUCUAGUUCAGUGAUAUUGAAUUCAAAUUCAUCUAGUCAAAUACCUGUAUGUAUGAUUGGUGAAUAA